This is a messenger RNA of Chelonia mydas (Green sea turtle), 3008 nucleotides long. It is a transcript of the gene CNPPD1, whose product is annotated as cyclin Pas1/PHO80 domain containing 1. The transcript is spliced from 8 exons. Gene Ontology annotation, biological process: regulation of cyclin-dependent protein serine/threonine kinase activity. The coding region runs from base 678 to 2291 and encodes 537 amino acids. NCBI's taxonomy places the organism in Eukaryota, Metazoa, Chordata, Testudines, Cheloniidae. Gene Ontology annotation, molecular function: protein kinase binding; cyclin-dependent protein serine/threonine kinase regulator activity. Gene Ontology annotation, cellular component: nucleus; cyclin-dependent protein kinase holoenzyme complex. The record is from RefSeq and is a predicted model, not a curated record.
GAUACAGACUAACACGGCUGCUCCUCUGAACCCGGGGUCAGAUUUGUCCUGGCAGUUAAGGGGGGGAUCCUAAUCUCAAAUCCUCCAGCUGCUUGUUAGCUGCCAGGAGGUAAUAAUUUUCCAUCCUUCACCCAUGUGUCCUGCCCUCCAGAGGAGCAGGAAGCAUUUCACACCCAUGGAUCAGUGUGCACAAGUCCCCUGAGUGGUGCGCUGCUGUCCCCAGCUUGCAGAAAGGGGAAACUGAGGCCCGGAGGGGGAAGUGACUCAGCCAGGGUCACAGCCCCCCCGCUGGAGGUGCGAACAAGAAGCCAGGAGUCCGGGCUGCGAGCCCAGUGCUUGACCCGGACCAUCCUGCUUUUCACUCAGCUGCCCGGUGGGAUGGGGGCUCGGCGCUGUACCUGGCGGGUCUCCCGGCUGGCUCCGCCCCAUCAGACUCACGGUCACAAGCACUAAGUGACCCAUCGCCGCGGUAUCCGGGCGCUGAGCAAAGGGGCCGCGGAAGAGCCUGGCUGGCGAAUCACCGCCGGCAGCUCCGGGGCGGGCCGCGCUCCGCGGUGGGCAGGGCUGGGCGCGGACCCUCCCCCUGCCCCGGGAAGAGGAAGGGAGAGAGGCCGGUCCCAGCACCCAGCGCCCCGGAGUCUGCUGGCUGGAGCCUGGCGCGCCCGGCGGCCCCCGAGAUGGAUCUGGACGGGCUCCUGCUGGACGAGGAGGGGGCCUUCUCCCUGAGCGGCUUCCAGGAGUUCACGUUUCUGCCAGGGCACCAGCAGCUGAGCGAGAGGGUGCGGAAGCGCUUGUAUUAUGGCUGGGACAAAGACUGUAGCCUGGAUAAUCUCUCCAGCCCGGUGGCAGGUGAGUCGUGCCUGUGUCUGCGAGGACGUGUGCUGAGCCAGGGACUGGAACUAGCUCACGGGCUGAAUGAACUCGGCCACCUGCCAAGGCUACGUCUACCCUUGAGCCGGUGCAGCACUUCAGCACAGAUGGGAGGGGGUCUCCCAGCCCUGUGCUUAACCCACCUCCCCGCGAGGCAGCGACGAGGUCGACGGGCGAAUUCUUCGGUCGCCGUAGCGCUGGCUGCGCCCGGGGACAUCGCCGUCGAGUUGCUCCAGAAAGCCGCUCCCAGCCCCAUCCGCAGGCUGCAGAAGAAAUACGUUUGCCACGUGUCUCGGGAAGCCUGCAUCUCGCCCUGCUCCAUGAUGCUGGCUCUGGUUUACAUCGAGAGACUCCGGCACCGGAACCCCGAGUACCUACAGCAGAUCUCCUCCUCGGACCUCUUCCUGAUCUCCAUGAUGGUUGCCAGCAAGUACCUGUAUGACGAAGGAGAGGAGGAGGAGGUGUUCAAUGACGAAUGGGGCGCAGCCGGCAAGGUGGGGGUGGAGACUGUUAACACGCUGGAGAGGAACUUCCUGAGGGCCAUUGACUGGAGUCUCUACACUGACCCCAAGGAGCUGUUUGAAGUGCUGAGCUGGCUGGAAGGAUGCGUGGCAAAGAGACAGGGCACCCAGCGUGGCUGGUUCACCUACACGGACCUGUGUGCCCUGCUGGAGCAGUCCCUCUGGCAGCAUGCCCUGGGCCAGUUCUACCAGCAGGUGGUGAAGCUGGCCUGCUUGCUGGGCGUGAUGUACUUGACCGGCAUUGCUGCAGUCUUCGCCUCCGUCACCGUGGUGCACCAGGUCGUGUAUAUGAGGAGCGCUGGCCCCGCUGCCCUCCGGCCUCUGCUGUUCCCCGUGGAUGGUGGGCGCCCGCUGGGCUCUGGGGCACCCCUCGCCCCCUGUGUCACUCAGCUGCGAGACCCUGCGCUGGCGCUCCCUGGCCCCCCUUCCCCCUCCUGCUCCGAGAGCAGCUCCCUUUGCCCGGCGGAGAACGAGACGGUGGAGGAGCAGCGCCGCCCUGGUGGCGGGGUGACGGCGACGGCACUGUACCUGUGGGGCAGUGUGCUGACGGCGCUGUCCUACACAGAGGCCCCAGGCUCUGCUCUGCAGACUGGUCCCCGGCAAGAGCCCCAUCUCGGCCCAACCUGCCUGAAACUCCACAGAGGGUGCAGCACCUGUGAGAGAUCCAACCGCACGAGCCCCAGCAGCCCCUUCGCCCCGCUCGCCCCCUUUGGACUUGGCCUGGGCCCCGCUCGCCCGGCGCUCCGGUGCAGUGGCUGCUCGGCCAGCCCCAGCUGGGGCUGGCAUCUGUCCGCAGCCCCCAGCCCCCAGGACUGGCCCGACCCCCUGGGGCUGAAGCAGUGCUCCUUGGAGGCAGCCAUGAAUUUGGGCAGAAUCAAGACAUUCAUCUUCCCCAGCUAGGGCUGCGCAGUGACCCCCCAUGGCCCAGCUCGGCCCCUAGAGAGACCCUGGCCUGUGGGGCUGGGAGGGCCAGGCCCCCACAUUAGUUCCAAGCCAGCAUUUGUACCCCGUGGGUUGGGCUUCUCUUCACCAGACCCUUCAGGCUUUACUGGGGGAGGGCAGCUGUGGGGAGGGUCUGGCUGAGUGCAGGGUGGGUUGUGUGUGUGUGUGCGUGGGUGUGCGCGCCUGGGUCUGGCACGUGGGCAUGGCGGCUGUGGGGGGCAGCAAGUCAGCUGGGGGAUUAGGGUGCCCCAAAGCAGGGGUGCCAGUCACCUGCACCUGACUGGUGCCUCCCUGUGAAGCUGGGAUCUUGGCCCCCAGCUGCAUUGGGCAGCGUGGAGGGUGGGGGGGAGCAGGGGUGACACAUGAGGCUCUGGGCUCUUGGGCUGCACAAAGGAGGGUCGGGGGGAGCAACCCUGAGCAGACUGGGGGGGCAAGGGCACUCUCUGAAGGGGCUAUAAGCUCCAGAGGGGAGUCAGGGGUGUGAGUGACGGGGCCUGACUGCUCGGAGUGGAUCUGCUGGGCGUGGGGAGAAGGGGCUGGUUCUGCUGCCCAUCCUCACCUGCUGUGCCAGCUCUCGCCCCGCCCAGCACCAGCUCUUUUUACGUGGGAUUUUAAACCUGCUUUUCACUCUUUUGUAGAUGAAAAUCUCUUCCAAUAAAGGUAGCUCUGGCCGUG